Messenger RNA from Arvicanthis niloticus (Nile rat), 4299 nucleotides. The record is from RefSeq and is a predicted model, not a curated record. Lineage: Eukaryota; Metazoa; Chordata; Mammalia; Rodentia; Muridae.
GAAGAGAAUCCGGACAGCUCCCAGAACGGAACAAGAGCUUACUACGGUCUGGAGGGUCUCUUUAUGUUCCCCUAAUCCCACAUACCCUGAGGGGCUGGGACCUAGGCACCUGUCACCCCUGGCACUGACUGUCCAGAGUUCCCCUUCUCCCAAUUUGGCCAAGGCUGUCUUCUGUCCCCUCCCCUCCCUUCUUCCUUCUCCUGGUCCCACCUCCAACAACCUCUCCCAUUGCUCCUCCUCACCUCUGUCCUCCUGGACUGGGCCAGCACCUACCUUUCCUACCCCUCACCUUUUUCCCCUUUUAGGACUGAGUAAGGACAGGCGGGGGUGGGGACAGCUGGGGCUUUGGGCACUGCAGGCAGAGACUCUGGGCCUUCUCCCACGCUGCCAGUCCUUCUGUAACCCCUCCCUCCAAGCUGGGGGGGAGGGGGACAGCACCCAGAGGGUUAAGGUUGUAGGGGGAGGGGCUGGACCAGGUCGUAGGCGGCCCCUUUGAAGGAGGGAGCUGGAGUGGGGAACAGUCACCCUACCCCCCCACCCCAAGUUUUCCCUCCUCCACCCCUCCCAACGUGCUGCCCCCAGGGGCCAGGAGGAGUUGCCGGCAAGGCCCCUCAGCGUUCAGAGCUGUGUGCUAGAGCUGAUGUCACACAAAGAAAAUACAAAGGAGCAUUUGCGGUGUCCCUCAGUCUGGAACCCCUGCACCAGGAUCAGGGGACUUGGUGGGAGCUUAACCCCCACGGCACCGGGAAGCAGCCGGCUCCCCUCGCCUCCUUCCCCCUUCGUGGCUUGCGGUCUCUCUUCCCCGCCUUGGCCCCCAGGAAGUGAGAAGAUGGGGAGCCCCGAGGAUGACCUGAUUGGAAUUCCAUUCCCAGACCACAGCAGUGAGCUCCUGAGCUGCCUGAACGAGCAGCGCCAGCUGGGCCAUCUGUGCGACCUCACCAUCAGGACGCAGGGUCUUGAGUACCGCACCCACAGGGCUGUGCUGGCUGCCUGUAGCCACUACUUCAAGAAGCUCUUUACGGAAGGGGGAGGGGGUACUGUUAUGGGAACAGGGGGUGGUGGGACAACUGUUGGGGGAGCAGGGGCCGGUGUGUGUGAGUUGGACUUUGUAGGACCAGAGGCCCUAGGUGCCCUACUUGAGUUUGCCUACACAGCCACACUGACCACCAGCAGCGCCAACAUGCCUGCCGUACUUCAAGCUGCACAGCUACUGGAAAUCCCUUGUGUCAUUGCUGCUUGCAUGGAGAUUCUACAAGGCAGUGGGCUAGAAGCCCCCAGCCCAGAUGAGGAUGAUUGUGAGAGAGCCCGACAGUACCUGGAGGCUUUUGCCACUGCCACUGCCACCACCACAGCCUCAACCUCAGGAAUGCCCAAUGGUGAAGACAGCCCUCCACAGGUGCCCCUCCUACCACCACCGCCGCCACCUCGACCUGUUGCCCGCCGCAGCCGCAAACCCCGGAAAGCUUUUCUUCAAACCAAAGGGGCCCGAGCAAACCAUCUGGUCCCUGAGGCGCCCACAGUUCUCACCCACCCCUUGACCUACGAAGAAGAAGAGAUGGCUGGUAGAGUGGGUAACAGUGGGGUCAGUGGGCUUGGAGAUAGCUAUAGUCCUCCCACAGGUGCCGCCUCACCUGCUGAGGGGCCCCUGAACUAUGAAGGCUUUGAAGGUGAGGAAGAAGAGGAGGAGCUGGUAUAUGCCCCAGCCUAUGGGCUAGCACAGAGUAAUGAGGCCUCGCUAUCACCAGAGGAGCUGGGCUCAGAUGAAGAUCCCAUUGAUCCUGACCUGAUGGCUUACCUAAGUUCGCUGCACCAGGAUACCCUGGCACCAGGCCUGGAUGGCCAAGACAAGCUGGUGCGUAAACGCCGUUCACAGAUGCCCCAAGAGUGCCCAGUCUGUCACAAGAUAAUCCAUGGGGCAGGCAAACUGCCUCGACACAUGAGGACCCAUACUGGUGAGAAGCCCUUUGCCUGUGAGGUCUGCGGCGUCCGCUUCACCAGGAAUGACAAGCUGAAGAUCCACAUGCGGAAGCACACAGGAGAACGUCCCUACUCGUGCCCACACUGCCCAGCCCGUUUCCUGCAUAGCUACGACCUCAAGAACCACAUGCACCUGCACACUGGGGACCGGCCCUAUGAGUGCCACCUGUGCCACAAGGCUUUCGCCAAGGAGGACCACCUGCAGCGCCAUCUCAAGGGUCAGAACUGCCUGGAGGUGCGCACCCGGAGGCGCCGCAAGGAUGAUGCACCGCCUCACUACCCACCGCCCUCGACCACCACCUCAUCCCCUGCUGGCCUUGACCUCUCCAAUGGCCACCUGGACACGUUCCACCUCUCUCUGGCUCGAUUCUGGGAGCAGUCGGCCUCCACGGGACCUCCAGUCACUACACAAGGGCCCCCUGAGGAGGAGGAGGAGGAAGGGACACCUACCACACCACAGGCCGAAGGUGCCAUGGAGUCCUCUUAAAAGAGGGAUGAAUGGCCAGGCUGGAACAGCACAAGGCCUGGGACACCAUGCCAAGUAGUGGGGAGCACACAAAACAAGUGGUAUGGGGGUCAAGGAUGCUGAACCUUGUUUGUAUCAGAAUCAAGUCCCCUUCCCCCCAGAGCCUUCAUUCCAAUUCCAAGCUGAGGUUUUGGGGCACAAGCUCUCUAGAUUGGGGUGAUCACCCUAGGAGUUAAACAUGAAAUAUAUGUAUGUGUGUGUAUAUAUAUAUGUGUGUGUGUGUGUGUUACACACACACUUUGCACUACACACAUAUACAUACACACACACAGUAAAGGUGGGGUCCCUGUCCCCAGCCACUACUGGGGAAUUGAAGCAAUAAUCUAUCUCUGAUUUGUGGGGGUCCCACUUCGGCUAUGCGGGUUUCUAGGAGGCUGGGACUUAGGACCAAAACCUUGCCCUACUCCCAUGCCCCCUGGGUUUUGGCUGUGUGAGGGGGUGGACUGCUCCUCCCUUCCGAGACCCCUCCUUCCUGGUUUCUGUUCCUUUUUCCUGGCCGUAAAUUAUGCAAAGGGGGGUGGCAAAGGAAGGGUAAGGGGGGAAACAAGGUGGAGGCUUGAAAGAGUGGGGUGGCGGGGGACUGGGCCUGUAAGGACGGAGCCAUCCCAGUCCCCCUCCACCCAGUUCCAACGCUGAGUCAUGGGGUCCUGGAGAAGAAGAGGGCAGGGUGGCCUGAUUGGCUCGCCCGCCCCUGGGGGUAGCAGAAGGGCUCCGCCCAGCUAAGGGAGCUCUCCACCUCUCCCCCUCCGCGUCCCGGGGCAGGGAAUGUCUUGUUCCUGGCGCUCCCUCCCUGGGGCCAGAGGGCAGGGCGGGCUGGGCGUCUUACCCUCUUUUCCUCCCUACCUCCCCGCCCAGGUGCAAGCCGGAGCCGCCUCUACUGCUUGCUGCCCCUGACUCACGCCGCCCCCGGGCUGGCGGGCGCUGGGUGUGGGAUGGGGUGAGGGGUUGAGGUAGCCUUGUGGGGAGCGGGCAAGCUAUCGCCAUCUGGUGGCCAUGCCCUGUAAGGGCGAGCGCCCCCAAGCGACCACUUUUAGUGAGCUAGCGUCACACCCAGCCCUCCUGGCUUGUGAGCGGGUGCCCCCUUGCCAACAAAGUGGCUAGGCAACUCGCCCCUGGGAAAAGUGAGCUGCAGAGCAGACCUAGGGGAAAGGGAGCCUUUCCACAGACCUUGCCUGGUACUCUUAGGACUGAGUCCACCCCCGUUCUGUACAUAGCCUCUUCUGAUGGUUUUAUUGAAAUCCAAUUUCACAUUUUUAACUAUCAAUUUUCCUGGGGUGGGGAAGAAUCUUCUCCCCACCUCUUCCUCGCUGGGUGCUGGACCCCCAUUGCGGCCUGGGCUCUGCCUUGCACUAUUUACCCCUUUGGCCUGGUGGCCCUUCCCCCUCCUGGAAAGGGGCAGGUUCAGGGGCCCGGUGCUCUCCUCUCCCCAUGCACCUCCAUGCCCAUUUGCACAGCUGCCCAGGUACCCCCAACAGUGGGGAGGGGUCACACAGGGAGGGGUGGCGGGACCAGUCCCUGUAUCUAUUUAAAAAGUGAUGAUGUAAUAUAUUAGGAGGGAGGUCAGAUACCCUGGGCCUCAUCUUAGCAUUUCAGGUGAUAGGGGGGCCCAGGGCUGGAGAAACCUGGGGCUUAGUCCCAGAGAGUGGGGACAGUGGCCUCCACUCUCUCUCCUUGUGGCUUUCCCACUCAGUGCCUUAGUGGGGGAAGCAUUCCCCACUCCCAUUCCCUUCAUCUACCCCUGCCCCCUGCCUCGGGUGUAAGUGACAGGAAGAAAUAAUAAUAAUUUAAGAUUCAUA